CUUUUGACCUUCGCCAUCCACUGGCCGCCUUGUUUGCAGAUGACUCCUCUCUCGGCCUGCAACUUCGGUCCAGAGGUCACGGCCAACGUGUCUUCGCUGACGGCCUGCGCCACGGCGCUGCGCGGACAGCUCGAAGCUGACGAGGUCCGCUUCGAAGCUGACGAGAGCGAGACGAACACCUUCUAUCUGCUCUUUUGCGCGGCUCUAGUUUUUCUCAUGCAGGCGGGCUUCGCGCUGCUCUCGGCGGGAUCGGUACGCAUGCGCAGCGUCAAGAACAUCCUUCUCAAGUCCGUCAUGGACGCGUGCUUCGGCGGGCUGGUCUGGUACCUCAUUGGGUUCGGCUUUGCCUAUGACAAGAGCGAGGACGGGAACGCCUUCAUCGGCGGCAGCGGCCACAACUUUGCCCUCUCCGGAGCCGACGACACGACCGGCAAAAAGGACUACGGGCACGACGCCGUCUUCUUCUUCUUCCAGUACUGUUUUGCGGCGGCGGCAGCGACCAUCACGUCCGGCGCUGUGGCGGAGCGGUGCACGCUGGUUGGCUACUGCGCGUACGUCUUCGCCAUCGUCGGCUUCGUAUACCCGACGGUGGUGCACUGGGUGUGGGACGAACACGGCUUCCUCUCCGCCUUUAACAAGGACGCGAUGCUCACUGGCAUGGUCGACUUUGCGGGCUCCGGCGUCGUGCACAUGACGGGAGGCAUCUGCGCCUUCACCGGUGCCUUCAUCAUCCGACCUCGCAAGGGCCGAUUCGGAGAGCUGCCCGAACACGCCUUCGCCGGCCAGUCGGCGUCCCUGCAAGUGCUGGGCACCUUUUUGCUCUGGUUCGGCUGGUACGGCUUCAACCCGGGCUCAACCCUCGCGCUCCACAACUACGCGCGCGACGCGGCCCGCGCCGCCGUCACGACGACGCUCUCCGCCGCCACGGCCGCCACCACGGGGAUCCUCCUCAAGCGCUUCGCGCCCGGCUCCUGCGGAGGGUCGCCCGGCGUGUGGGACCUCGGCCACACCUGCAACUCGCUGCUGGGAGGGCUCGUCUCGAUCACCGCCGGCUGCACGACCGUCGAGAUCUGGGCGUCGGUCGUCAUCGGCUUCAUCGGAGCAUUCUUCUACCACGGCGCCUCGUGCUUGAUGCGCAGGCUCAAGAUCGACGACCCGCUCGACGCCUUCGCUGUCCACGGCGCGUGCGGUCUGUGGGGCUGCCUCGCCGUCGGCUUCUUUUGCACGUGCGACUACUCCUACACGGAGUCUGGCACGGCGUGCGGCGUCUUUUACGGCGGCGAUGGCCUCUUGCUCGCCACGCAGAUCGUCGGCACGGUCUUCAUCACCCUCUGGGUCGGCGCGCUGAGUGCGAUCCUCUUCUCGGGCCUCAUGGCGGGAGGCUUGCUCCGCAUCUCGAAAGAAGUCGAGGACGCCGGCCUCGACAACAGCAAGCACGGCGGCGCCGCCUACCCGGACAUCGCCACCGCCAUCGAAGAGGCGACGGAGAGGAUCACGCCGAAGAGGAUCACGUCUGCGACGGAUGCGGCAGGCGCGUAGUGCUGGACGCAGCGGCGCACGGCAGGAACCCGAAUCCGACACAAUAUGCGCCGCGUGCCCGCGUGCCGCGGUGCACGCGGAUGGGGGAGCGCGGCAGCGCGGCCCCCUAAGGCGUCAGACGGAUGUGUUGCGGACUGACUCGCGCAUCGUCACUCGUGGUGCACUCUUGUCUCUCAUCUGCUUUCGGGGCUGGGGGGGGGGGGGGGGGCUACUCUGUUCCCGAGUACGCGUGUGGCUUGAGCUGUUGAGCAUGUGAGCAUGUCCAUGACCAUGUGUGAAAAGGCAUGUGUGUUACGUUGUGGGCUAAGAGACCUAGGUACAAGGU
Emiliania huxleyi CCMP1516 is the source of this 1864-nucleotide messenger RNA. It is a transcript of the gene AMT8, whose product is annotated as putative ammonium transporter. NCBI's taxonomy places the organism in Eukaryota, Haptophyta, Isochrysidales, Noelaerhabdaceae. The transcript has 8 exons. Gene Ontology annotation, molecular function: ammonium channel activity. Gene Ontology annotation, biological process: ammonium transmembrane transport; ammonium homeostasis. The coding region runs from base 40 to 1539 and encodes 499 amino acids. The record is from RefSeq and is a predicted model, not a curated record. Gene Ontology annotation, cellular component: membrane.